Molecule: messenger RNA, 8274 nt
Organism: Sphenostylis stenocarpa
Lineage: Eukaryota; Viridiplantae; Streptophyta; Magnoliopsida; Fabales; Fabaceae
Source: the annotation of a GenBank genome assembly
AUGGCGGAGUCAUUGCAAUCUCUCGUGUCCCUCUCCGAAUUGGUUACCACUUCCUCAACAAACCAACGUAUUCGGAUAUUCCGUCGCGAAAUCCCUGCGUUCUUGAGUUCCUCCAACUCAGAAAUGUCAACCGAGCUCGCUUCACUUCUUACCGAUAUAGUGUUCCGAACGGUUGCGAUUUACGAUGAUCUCAGAUCGAGGAAGGCGGUCGAUGAAGUGAUUGUGACAGAGCUAGGUGGUGCGGUGUUUAUGAAGACUUUCGCAGGAGCUCUAGUUUUGAAUAUGGAAAAGCAAUCGAAGUCUCAAUCUCAUGUUGGAUGCUAUAGACUUCUCUAUUGGUCGUGUUUACUUUUGAGCAAGAGCCAGUUCGCCGCGGUUUCCAAGAAUGCGUUGUGUAGAGUGGCUGCGGCGCAAGCUUCUUUGCUUAGUUUAGUCUUGAAAAGGUCUUUUCGUGAAAGAAGUGCUUGCAGGAAAAAGUUUUUCCAUUUGUUUUCUCAGUCACCGAAUAUCUAUAAGUUCUACAUGGAAGAGCUGAGAAAUGGACGAAUUCCUUUCAAGGAUUGUCCUGAAUUAUUAAUGUUGUUGCUGGAGUUCUCAAGUCAGUCUCCCUCUUUAGUUGGGGAAUUCAAGCCAGCGUUUCUUGAUAUAUAUGUUAGUGCAAUACUGAGUGCAAAAGAAAAGCCAGGAAAGUGUCUCACUGAAGCAUUUUGUCCACUUUAUUUGCAAAUGUCACAUGAAGAUUUUCAAAACAUUGUGGUACCAUCCUCUGUUAAAAUGCUAAAACGCAACCCAGAGAUUGUGUUGGAGUCUGUUGGCAUUCUUUUGAAGUCUGUUAACCUUGAUCUGAGCAAGUACGCAUCUGAAAUUCUUUCAGUAGUAUUAGCACAAGUUCGGCAUGCUGAUGAAGGGAGAAGGGAUGGGGCACUGUCUAUAGUCCGUAGUCUCAGCCAAAAAUCUAGCAAUCCGGAUGCAUUAGACACAAUGUUCAAUGCUAUCAAAGGUGUUAUCAAAGGCUCAGAAGGAAGACUGGCUUUUCCAUACCAGAGAGUAGGGUUGGUAAAGGCAAUACAAGAAUUGUCUAAUGCACCAGAUGGAAAAUACCUCAUCAGUCUGUCUCGUACAAUAUGUGAUUUUCUUCUAUCAUACUACAAGGAUGAUGGCAAUGAGGAUGUUAAAAUUGUGAUUUUGUCAGCUAUAGCUUCUUGGGCAGUUAGAUCUACAGAUAUCAUUCAAGAGAAUUUGGUUUCCUUUUUGGUUUCUGGCCUCAAAGAGAAGGAAACUUUAAGAAAGAGUUUUCUGCGUGGUCUACAUGCUAUUUCCAAAAAUGAAGAUGCUAUGUUAAAGAUGUUACCUCUGUUUGGCCCUCUAGUCCAACUUGUGAAAACUGGCUAUACUAAGGCAGUGCAACGUUUAGAUGGCUUGUAUGCAUUGUUAUUAGUCGCGAAGAUAGCUGCUGUUGAUAUUAAAGCUGAGGAAACAUUGGUAAAGGAAAAGAUAUGGGCUUUGAUAUCACAAAAUGAACCUUCGGUCGCUUCAAAGCUAUCAAUUGAGGAUAGCAUGGCAUGUGUUGAUCUUCUUGAAGUGCUUUUUGUGGAACAUUUACAGCGUACAUUAUCCAACUUCUCAGUCAGAUUGAUGUUGCAGUUAAUGAUCUUUUUUAUAUGCCAUCCGAGGUGGGAUAUUCGAAGAAUGGCAUAUAAUGUUGCUAGGAAGAUUAUCUCGUCUGCUCCUCAGAUAACUGAAGAUCUUUUCUUGGAAUUUUUGAAGUACCUUACUUUGAUUGAAGAAAAACUUUUAGCCUUACAAAUAAGAUUUGGACCUACAAUAAGCUUAGUUUUCCUCCUAUCCAGAGUAUCUUUGGUUUUGCUUUUGGAAGAACAGGUUGUCAAACUUGGUUCUAGUGUCCACAACAUUUCAAUCAUACUCUUUGAUACUGAUAUCUCUUUGGACCCUCAAGUUCCGUUUGUUCCAUCUGUUGAGGUGUUGGUUAAGGCUCUGCUUAUUAUGUCACCAGCUGCUCUGAAACAUGCUUCAGAUUCAUUUUCUAGAAUCCUGGCACCAUAUAGGCUCUGCAAGUGUCUGCAAGCACAUGGUUUUGUUGUCAUUGAUAUUAUUUCAGCUAAUGUGGGGAAUUUCUUACAGUGGGCACAAUCCCAUUCUGCUGUCUCCACUACCGAAGGCUAUUACUUGUCCCUCAAAACCACUGUCUGCCGCCGCCUGCUGCUGCCUACUGCUACUCACCAUCGUUUGUGGGCAAUAAUUUUUUUGGGUGACUUCAGGGAUAGGCAAGUUGCCUUGUUAUGUGAGUACAGCUCAUGCACUGGUCUGUCCGUGAUGGAAUGCCACCGCGACACUUCUGUAGCUCUCACCAGAGCCUCCUGGAUCUUACUGGGACCAAUGGGAUUGAAGAGUGCUAAUCCUCUAGAGCAACAGGCAGCGAUAUUGUCAUUGUCAAACUUGAUGUCUAUAAUCCCUGGAGAUACAUAUAUAGAGUUUGAAAAGUAUUUGCUAAAUCUUCCUGAGCGGUUUGCUCAUGAUACACUUUCGGAGAACGACAUUCAGAUCUUUCAUACGCCGGAAGGGAUGCUUUCUACAGAGCAAGGGGUUUAUGUUGCUGAAUCUGUUAGUGCGAAAAACACAAAACAAGCAAAGGGUCGCUUUCGGAUGUAUGAUGAUGAAGAUGGCGUGGAUCGUACCCGGUCUAACCAUUCAGUGAAGAGAGAUCAACCUAGUAGAGAAGCUGCUGGUGUAGGGAAAAAGGAUCCUGGGAAAGGAACAAAGAAGGCUGGCAAGUACAAAGGAAGGACGGCCAAGGAGGAAGCAAGAGAAUUGCUACUGAAGGAGGAGGCUUCUGUACGUGAUAGAGUCGAUCAAAUACAGAAAAAUUUGUCUCUGAUGCUAAGAACUCUUGGAGACAUGGCAAUAGCUAAUUCAGUUUUUGCUCAUAGUAGGCUUCCUUCAAUGGUCAAGUUUGUUGAACCAUUAAUGCGAUCUCCUAUUGUAAGUGACGAGGCUUUUGAAACAAUGGUGAAGCUAGCAAGAUGCACUGCUCCCCCUCUGUGUGAUUGGGCUCUGGACAUUUCCACUGCUUUGCGUUUAAUUGUGACUGAUGAAGUUCAUCUUCUGUUGGAUAUAGUUCCAUCAGUUGCUGAAGAGGAAGUCAAUGAAAGGCCAUUAAAUGGCCUUUUUGAGCGAAUUUUAGAUGGCCUAUCUGUUUCUUGUAAAUCAGGAGCACUUCCUGUGGAUUCUUUUUCUUUUGUAUUCCCAAUAAUUGAGCGAAUCCUUCUUUGCUCAAAGAAAACAAAAUUUCAUGAUGACGUGCUUAGGAUAUUUUAUUUACACCUUGAUCCACAUCUACCUCUUCCUAGGAUACAAAUGUUAUCGGUACUUUACCAUGUACUUGGUGUCGUUCCAGCUUAUCAAGCAUCAAUAGGACCUGCACUAAAUGAGUUGAGUCUUGGUUUGCAACCUGUUGAAGUUGCUUCUGCACUUUAUGGAGUUUAUGCAAAAGAUGUUCAUGUAAGAAUGGCUUGUUUGAAUGCUGUAAAAUGUAUCCCUGCUGUUGCUAAUCGAUCUCUACCUGAAAACAUCGAGGUUGCAACAAGUAUAUGGAUAGCACUACAUGAUCCUGAAAAGUCAGUUGCUCAAGUGGCAGAAGACAUAUGGGAUCAUUAUGGGUUUGAUUUUGGGACUGACUUUUCAGGACUUUACAAAGCACUAUCGCACAUUAACUACAAUGUUCGUGUGGCAGCUGCAGAAGCAUUAGCUGCUGCCUUGGAUGAACAUCCAGAUUCUAUACAAGAGUCCCUUUCCACUUUAUUUUCGUUGUAUAUUCGGGACAUGUGUGUUGGAGAUGGUAGUGUUGAUGCUGGUUGGCUGGGUAGGCAAGGAAUAGCUUUAGCAUUACAUUCUGCUGCUGAUGUUUUGAGGACAAAAGACUUGCCUGUUGUCAUGACAUUUCUAAUAUCGAGAGCUCUGGCUGAUCCAAAUGCUGAUGUUAGAGGCAGAAUGAUUAAUGCUGGUAUAUUGAUCAUUGAUAAAAAUGGAAAAGAUAAUGUCUCAUUGUUAUUCCCCAUUUUUGAGAACUACUUGAACAAAACAGCUCCAGAUGAAGAAAAAUAUGAUUUGGUUCGUGAAGGUGUGGUGAUCUUCACUGGAGCUCUGGCAAAGCACUUGUCAAAGGACGAUCCUAAGGUUCAUGCUGUCGUGGAAAAAUUGUUGGAUGUUUUAAAUACUCCUUCAGAAGCAGUUCAACGGGCUGUCUCUGCAUGCUUAUCUCCAUUAAUGCAAUCAAAACAAGAUGAUGCAGCUGCUCUUAUUAAUCGUCUGUUGGAUCAAAUGAUGAAAAGUGAAAAAUAUGGGGAACGCCGUGGGGCUGCUUUUGGUCUUGCAGGAUUGGUUAAGGGAUUUGGCAUUUCCUGCUUGAAAAAGUAUAGGAUAGUGAUUACACUUCAAGAGAGUCUUGCUGAUAGGAACUCUGCAAAAUCACGUGAAGGAGCUUUACUUGCUUUUGAGUGUCUUUGUGAAACACUGGGCAGAAUAUUUGAACCGUACGUGAUUCAGAUGUUACCAUUACUUUUGGUUUCAUUCUCUGAUCAAGUUGUUGCAGUUCGGGAAGCAGCUGAAUGUGCUGCCCGUGCCAUGAUGUCUCAACUUAGUGCUCAAGGAGUGAAACUUGUCCUUCCAUCUCUUUUGAAGGGUCUCGAAGAUAAAGCUUGGAGGACCAAACAAAGUAGUGUACAACUUCUUGGUGCUAUGGCUUAUUGUGCUCCACAACAGUUGUCUCAAUGUCUCCCUAAGAUUGUUCCCAAAUUGACUGAGGUUUUGACUGAUACACAUCCUAAAGUUCAGUCAGCUGGGCAAAUGGCCCUUCAACAGGUUGGGAGUGUCAUCAAGAAUCCAGAAAUAUCUGCUCUUGUCCCUACUCUACUUAAGGGACUUAGUGAUCCUAAUGAGCAUACAAAAUAUUCCCUCGAUAUUCUUCUCCAAACAACCUUUGUUAAUUCGAUUGAUGCUCCUUCACUUGCAUUAUUGGUACCAAUAGUACAUAGAGGGUUGAGGGAGCGGAGUGCUGACACUAAAAAGAGGGCAGCUCAAAUAGUUGGAAACAUGUGUUCCUUGGUUACAGAACCAAAGGAUAUGAUUCCAUAUAUAGGAUUGUUACUUCCUGAAGUGAAAAAGGUAAUUUCAUGGAUUGUUGCUCUUACUUCUGCUGCAUUGGCCUUGUUUUCUUCUCAUUUCAUCCAUAUAUUACAAGAGCAGGUUCUUGUGGAUCCUAUCCCUGAAGUUCGUUCAGUUGCUGCCAGAGCCAUUGGAUCCCUUAUAGGAGGAAUGGGUGAAGAAAAUUUCCCUGAUCUUGUUCCGUGGUUGUUUGACACACUGAAGUCUGAUAAUAGUAAUGUUGAACGCUCUGGAGCAGCUCAAGGGCUGAGCGAGGUCUUAGCUGCUCUUGGCAUCGGGUACUUUGAACAUGUACUUCCUGACAUUAUUCGAAAUUGCUCCCAUCAGAAAGCAUCUGUACGGGAUGGAUACUUGACCCUGUUCAAGUACUUGCCACGGUCAUUGGGAGUCCAGUUUCAAAACUAUCUUCCCCAGGUGCUGCCUGCUAUUCUAGACGGUCUUGCUGAUGAAAAUGAAUCUGUUCGAGAUGCUGCUUUAGGGGCUGGCCAUGUUCUUGUCGAGCAUUAUGCAACAACUUCACUACCUCUUCUUCUUCCAGCUGUUGAGGAUGGCAUUUUUAAUGAUAGUUGGCGCAUUCGGCAGAGCUCAGUCGAGCUGUUGGGUGAUCUUUUAUUCAAAGUUGCUGGAACUUCUGGUAAAGCUUUACUUGAGGGGGGCAGUGAUGAUGAAGGUUCUAGUACUGAGGCACAUGGACGUGCCAUCAUUGAAGUUCUAGGGCGUGAUAAGCGUAAUGAAGUACUUGCUGCAUUGUAUAUGGUCCGAGCUGAUGUUAGUUUGUCAGUUCGUCAGGCUGCAUUACACGUGUGGAAAACUAUUGUGGCAAAUACUCCCAAGACUCUAAGGGAAAUUAUGCCAGUUCUGAUGGAUACUUUAAUUACAUCCCUUGCAUCACCAUCAUCUGAAAGGCGGCAGGUUGCUGGUCGGUCACUGGGUGAGCUUGUCAGGAAGCUUGGUGAACGUGUACUUCCCUUGAUAAUUCCAAUCUUGUCCCAGGGGCUGAGUGACCCUGACAGCAGCAGAAGACAGGGUGUGUGUGUUGGUCUGAGUGAAGUGAUGGCAAGUGCUGGUAAGAGUCAGUUGUUGACAUUCAUGAAUGAACUCAUCCCAACUAUUCGGACUGCACUCUGUGAUAGUGUGUCUGAGGUUCGUGAGUCAGCUGGCUUAGCAUUCAGCACUUUGUAUAAGAGUGCUGGAAUGCUAUCAAUUGAUGAGAUUGUUCCAACUCUUCUACAUGCAUUGGAGGAUGAUGAAACCUCAGAUACUGCACUCGAUGGCCUUAAGCAAAUUUUGAGUGUCCGAACAAGUGCGGUAUUGCCACAUAUUUUACCCAAACUGGUUCAUCCUCCAUUGUCUGCCUUCAAUGCACAUGCUUUAGGAGCUUUAGCAGAGGUUGCUGGGCCUGGCCUUGACUUUCAUCUUGGUACUGUGCUUCCUCCUUUGCUAUCAGCAAUGGGUGAUACUGACAAGGAGGUUCAAACAUUUGCUAAGAAAGCUGCUGAAACAGUGGUCUCAGUCAUUGAUGAAGAAGGCAUUGAGCCUCUCAUAUCAGAGCUUGUCAAAGCUGUUAAUGAUAGUCAGGCUGCUGUCAGAAGAUCUAGUUCAUAUCUGAUAGGAUAUUUCUUCAAAAAUAGCAAGUUAUAUCUGGAUGAUGAGGCUCCAAACAUGAUAUCCACCUUAAUCAUCUUGCUAAGUGAUCCUGAUUCAUCUACUGUUUCUGCUGCUUGGGAAGCUUUGUCAAGGGUCAUUAGUUCAGUGGCCAAGGAGGUUCUGCCUUCUUAUAUAAAACUUGUUCGAGAUGCUGUGUCAACAUCGCGAGACAAGGAACGGAGGAAGAAGAAGGGAGGGCCAAUUCUCAUUCCUGGAUUUUGUCUUCCUAAAGCACUUCAGCCUAUAUUGCCAAUUUUUCUCCAAGGUCUCAUAAGUGGGUCUGCUGAAUUGAGGGAGCAAGCUGCUCUGGGACUUGGCGAACUAAUUGAAGUUACCAGUGAGCAAUCACUCAAGGAGUUUGUCAUCCCUAUAACAGGGCCUCUUAUCCGAAUUAUAGGCGAUCGAUUCCCAUGGCAAGUGAAGAGUGCCAUCUUGUCUACUCUAACUUCGAUGAUAAAAAAGGGUGGAAUCUCCUUGAAGCCUUUUCUUCCUCAGCUGCAAACAACAUUUGUGAAGUGUUUACAGGAUUCUACCAGAACUGUUCGUUCUAGUGCUGCCCUGGCACUUGGGAAGCUCAGUGGACUCAGUACCAGGGUUGACCCUUUAGUUAAUGAUUUGCUGUCCAGUUUGCAGGGAUCAGAUGGUGGUGUUCGUGAAGCUAUUCUAACUGCUUUAAAAGGUGUCUUGAAGCAUGCUGGGAAUAAUGUGAGCUCUGCUGUUAGAGAUCGUUUUUACAGUGUCCUCAAGGAUUUAAUUCAUCAUGAUGAUGAUCGAGUUCGAAUAUAUGCUUCUAGUAUAUUGGGAAUCUUGACACAGUACCUGGAAGAUUUUCAGCUUACAGAGUUGAUUCAAGAACUGUCGAGUCUAGCUAAUUUAUCAAACUGGCCACCCAGGCAUGGUUCCGUCCUUACAAUGUCUUCCAUAUUUCGUUACAACCCAGCAAUAAUUUGUUCGUCUUCCUUGUUCCCAACUAUUGUUGAUUGCCUUAGAGACACCCUGAAGGAUGAGAAGUUCCCUCUUCGUGAAACUUCAACCAAGGCAUUAGGAAGGCUGCUUCUUUAUAGAGCUCAGAUAGAUCCUUCUGACACACUGCUUUACAAAGAUGUUGUUUCACUGCUAGUUUCAUCCACACGUGAUGACUCUAGUGAAGUUAGAAGAAGGGCAUUAUCUUCCAUAAAAGCUGUUGCCAAGGCAAAUCCUUCGGCCAUUUUGUCACAAGGAACCAUAGUUGGUCCUGCACUGGCGGAGUGUUUGAAAGAUGCAAAUACGCCGGUUAGACUUGCUGCAGAACGAUGUGCUCUCCAUGCAUUCCAAUUAACAAAGGGUUCAGAAAAUGUUCAAGCAGCUCAGAAGUAUAUCACUGGCUUGGAUGCUAGGCGUCUAUCCAAGCUUCCCGAAUAUAGCGAUGACAGUGAUGAUAGCGACGAAGAGACCUCAAGUAGCUAA